Messenger RNA from Trematosphaeria pertusa, 861 nucleotides. RefSeq names its product UPF0029-domain-containing protein. The transcript has 2 exons. NCBI's taxonomy places the organism in Eukaryota, Fungi, Ascomycota, Dothideomycetes, Pleosporales, Trematosphaeriaceae. The record is from RefSeq and is a predicted model, not a curated record. Gene Ontology annotation, cellular component: cytoplasm. The coding region runs from base 1 to 861 and encodes 286 amino acids. Gene Ontology annotation, molecular function: protein binding. Gene Ontology annotation, biological process: regulation of translational initiation.
AUGGCUACUGGCGGCACCAUCUGCGAUGAAAUUACCUCGAUAAAUUCUAUAUUCGACGAAGACACCCUGUCGCCAAUCUCUGAAAAUGAUAGCAUUUACAGCUUGCGACUUCCCUCAUUUCCAUCGAUAACUCUGCGGAUAAAAUUCCCUCCAGAUUAUCCAGAUGCCCCGCCAUCAAUACUCGGAACGCAAAGUGUAGGCCAGGAUGUCCAGAAGGGAAUGGGGAGUAGGGUGGUGGAUGUAGUAAGAGAUGUGCUGGCGCAGGUGUACACACCGGGUGAAGCAUGUAUAUACGACCUACUUGAGGAAGUUCGAGAAGCUAUUGAAAAGGCGGAAGAGCAGGGCGCAGUACAUCUACACGACCACCACGAUUCAGAGCCCUAUAUAGAAUCGCAAGGCACAAGAGCGUUAGAAGAACCUGCAUUGGACCUAGGACCAGAGCCACCCUGGAUAAUCGCACCACCCAUCACCGAAAAGAAGUCCGUCUUCCUCGCUCGCGUCGCUCCAGUAUCCUCUCCAGCACAAGCAAAGCAAUAUAUUGCGCAUCUUCUAGCCACCGACAAGAAGGCGGCACGUGCAACGCACAACAUGACUUCCUGGCGUAUUAAGGGAUCCAACGACACCAGCUACCAGGACUGCGACGACGAUGGGGAAACUGCCGCUGGAGGAAGGAUGCUUCAUCUCAUGCAGUUGAUGGACGUGUGGAACGUUAUGGUCGUAGUGACGAGGUGGUAUGGUGGCAUCUUGCUCGGCCCUGAUCGGUUUCGAAUCAUCAAUACGGCCGCGCGAGAGGCUCUGGUGUUGGGUGGAUUUGCGAAAGAGGUCAAGGAGACUGACGGGAAGAAGAAGGGGAAAAAGUAG